Molecule: messenger RNA, 1644 nt
Organism: Amphibalanus amphitrite
Lineage: Eukaryota; Metazoa; Arthropoda; Thecostraca; Balanomorpha; Balanidae
Exons: 2
Coding region: 1-1644 (547 amino acids)
Source: RefSeq, a predicted model, not a curated record
AUGGAAGUGGGCCCGGUGCCUGCUGACUCAGAGACACCUGCGGAGAGACGUCGGAGGUUAGCCAUUGAGCGCCGGCGGCGUUACCGCGAGGCACGCCGUGACCAACUGAGAGACAUCUCCCAGCUGCGCCGAGAUGCAGACAACACUGCAUACGAACAACAGCGGUCCCAACGGCGCUGCGCCGAAGGCACGCACGAGCUAAAUCAGCAACAGCGCUCCCAGAGGCGCCGUGCCGAAGGCACAGACGAACUGGACCAACGCCAGCGCUCCCAGAGGCGCCGUGCUGAAGGCACGCACGCGGACAUCCACCUCCGCAACAGAUUCCGUUCGUUCUCGGAGCCUGCACGAACAAGACAAAGCAUGCAUCCCUUCGUAGUUGCAGUGAGUGCAUUACGCUCUACCAAGACCUCUACCAUCUGCCACGAAGUGGACAUCCUCUCCGGCAGCAAGAUAAAUACAUCCGGCACCUGCGCCCGUUGUCAUCGGGAGGGGGCGAUGCCACAUACAUUUUCGGCCGCUAACGGUAUGAUUCCUGACGCCGUGCCGGAGGAAUUGAGCUCCCUCACUUUCCUGGAGGAAAUGUUGAUUAGUAAGGUGCUGCCCAACAUCUACGUCUGCCGCCUCCGUGGUGGAGGCCAGUACGGCUACUCAAACCACGGCAUCGCAUUCCCACAGGAGCUGGAAAGCCUCGCCGUCGAGCUGUCCAGACGCCCAUCGGACACAGGUGUGCUGCUCAUCAGGAAGCGGGGGAUAAACAACACCCAACGCGACUACCGGCUGGAGGAUGAUGGAGACGACGACCUGGACUGGCAAGAGGAGGCGCCUGGCGGCGGCGCAGACAUGGCUGCCGGAGAUGUUGACCGGGAGGAGGCCACCACCGUCACGGCCGUGGACCAGCUAAGGCCACAGCAAACUGAGCUCGAGCGCAUUGCUCAGGCCGUGGGGCGCAACGCCGAACCGCUACUGGAAUGGCCGCGGAGAGGACAGCAGCCGGUGAACGAAUAUAGUCACAUCGGACUGUUCACCCAGACGUUCCCCACCUUCUUACCGAAGGCCUCUGCUGACAUCAGCCAUGUAGACCCGACCUGCCCCAGAACAAAACGCGUGGAGUAUGGAGAGUGGCUGGCUCACCUGAUGUCGCUCGCGGAUGGCCGCUACGCAUGUCACCCGAGGUUCAGAUAUUAUGUGUGGAACCUUCUCCAGCAAAAACGAGCAGCCCAGACCGGGCGUGUAUUUAUGAAAAGAGACGAGGAGGCUAGAGGCAUCUCGGCUGAGGAGCUGCAACAGGUGCUGGCUGGCGGGAACAGGACCAUCGAACACCAGCUGCACUACUUCGCCAGCAGCCUGCGCGGUACCCCACAAUGGAAGCGCGCUCGACGAUUCGAGCUGCUGGACCUCAUAGAAGAGGUUGGCAUGCCCACCUUCUUCUUGACGACCAGCGCAGCCGACCUUCAUUGGCCUGACCUGCAGCUCCUGAUGAUGCAGCAAGAAGGUGCAGCGGUGGACGACAUCGUCGUUGAUGAUGGUGGCAGGAACGGCCGCGUCGUGAGAAACCCGCACGUCGCUGGCGUUUUCUUUUCACGUCGCCUGGAGCUGCUUCUGGAACAUGUUGUGAACAGCCAGGGACAUCUGAAGCACAGGUAA